Tricharina praecox is the source of this 3904-nucleotide messenger RNA. Its product is annotated as ankyrin repeat-containing domain protein. The record is from RefSeq and is a predicted model, not a curated record. Lineage: Eukaryota; Fungi; Ascomycota; Pezizomycetes; Pezizales; Pyronemataceae. The transcript has 4 exons. Gene Ontology annotation, molecular function: protein binding. Bases 27 to 3503 code for a protein of 1158 amino acids.
AAAAAGCCGGCGUACUGCUGCGAACCAUGAACAGGAUCAUCACAGUGCACACUUGGGACCCUCUCUCGAGUCCUCUCCUCCGAACUUCAAUCCACUCUCUGGCAUUAAUUAUCCUCCAAUUCCGCCUCCUGAGUCUUCUCCUCCUCCGAAUCACAAUCCACUCUCUUGAAUUGUUACAAUUUGCCAGUUAUAGACCCCUCCCAACUCCGCAUCAACAACCGUCACUGUCCACGAUGCCACAGGCGCAAAGCAUCGCCCUUGCUGAAUGGGACCGUCGUCGCCCCGAAAUCACAAAGCUCUACAUGGGACCCAACAACAUGGCUCUGAAGGAUAUCAUGUCCUUCAUGGCAGACCACUACGAUUUUCGCCCUAGCAAAUACCAGUACGAAACGAUGCUGAAAGAGUGGGGUCUACGCAAGAAUCUCACUCGUCCUGAGUGGGAAGUCAUCAACUACAAGACGAAAAAGCGGAAGGCCGACGACAAAGAGAGUUCUGUGUAUCUGCAUGGCUCCCUCAUCCCAGUGAAGAGAGUUAAGAAGGAACUUGGUCGCCAUUUCCCUCCACAGCGAUGGCAUGCCACAGUUCCGAGUCCCAAAACUCCCGUUGGAAUCAUUGUUCGAACGCCGGGAACACCCACAGGCGCAACACCCGGAACACCUGCAGCUCCAACCCCAGGUACACCUAGAGCCGUAGGAGCCGUUCAGACUCGGGAAAGUUCAGGGACCCCUACAGCAGGCACAACUAGGGCAGCUCUAACCCCAGAAUAUCCGCGAACUUACUUUCUCCGGUUGGACAACCUCCCUUGGUUCCAGUUUCGACACCAACUUAAGGCUCAGAUCGACCUUAAUGACAAUUGGGCCGCUCAGUUGCUUGAUAGAGAUCCUCAACUUCGCCAGCCAUCCGAAGGCCUUCCUAUUUUGCGAGGUACAGGUUAUCCGGGCGCUUCGUCAGCUUCGGGUUCAUCAACACAAGCGAUUCAGCCCGGGGCUGGUGGCAGCACAAAAGCACUGGAAACCACGUCCUUGUUUUCAGACCUUGUCCUAUCGCCGUUGUCACGGGGAAGCGUCGAGUUUGUUCCGGCCGUACAUUCCCGCUUACAAGCCAUUUCGUUGGAGCUGUUGGAGGGGGAGCAACUCUCCAGUAUCCAGACUUUACUCGGCCCCGUCAAUAACAACUCCCUGUCCGAGUUUCUCAAGUAUGCGGCCUAUCUCGCAUCCAACAAUAUGCUACGUCCAAUAAAAUGCGAUCAAAUUCUCAAGUGGUUUGCUGAGAAUAGCAACCACUCGGCUCUUACGACUCUGUUCUCAGCAAAGCUGCAGUUACCAACCAUUGACGCCUUUGCAAGGUGUCUCUUCGAAGGUACUCUCAGAACUCAAAACGCGGAAGUUUUGCGGAUCCUACUGAAGGCCGGCGUGGAUCCAAAUUCUCCCACUUCCAUAAUGGAUGGGUUUACCCCUCUCCAGGUAGUGGUUUCAGGAAGGGACGAGACACUCGUCCAGACCCUGUUGGACGCAGGUGCGGACAUCAACGCUCUUUCGACCGGCAGGAUUGGAGUGAGUGCACUACACAUCGCACUUGCCAGACCUGACGUCGAUAUGGUUAAGAUGUUGUUGCACGCGGGUGCAGACGUUAAUGUCGCUGAACGCGUCCACUGCAACAGAACCGUGCUUCAAGUAGCUGCAGAGACUGGAGAUGUCGCGCUAGUUAAAUUCUUACUACGCGAGGGUGCGGACGUCAAUGCUGCCGCCGCUAAUAGCCAGAGAAAUAACAAUCUAUCUGCUGGAUCUACAGCACUCCAAUUUGCGGCUGGUUAUGAUGAGCGGCCCAGUUUGCAUUUCGCCAAGUUGCUCCUAGACGCAGGUGCCAACAUCAAUGCCCCGCCUUACUGGGCACCGGAAGAGAUCUGGUUUGAGGAUUGCGAAGAAGAAGAAGAAGGCUAUGGCAUAACUGCUCUGCAAGGCGCAGCUGGCUACGGCAAUAUUGAAUUAAUUCAAAUACUGUUGGACGCAGGCGCUGAUGUUAAUGCCCCACCUGCCGCCGGCCCAUGGGGUGGAAUGACCGCUCUGCAAAUUGCUGCGUCUAGAGGUAUGAUUGAAUCGGUUCGACUAUUACUUUCCGCAGGAGCGAAUGUCAAUGCACCGGCGACCAGCAACCGAUUGACCGGACGAACUGCUCUACAGGCCGCAGCUGAAGUUGGCAACCUUGCGAUCGCUCAAUUGCUACUAGAAGCAGGCGCGAAUAUCAACGCUCCUGGCUAUCCCGCACUCUCUUUUGCAUUUAAGUCAAGUAACAGCCUCCUUCUCGUGCCGACUCUGUUGGAUGCUGGGGCAGAUGUCAACGGUUAUGGAUGUUCCCCACUCUUAUUGGCAAUUCAGUCAAAGCAGUGCAAGCAGCUCGUACCGAUUCUAUUAGAUGCCGGGGCAGAUAUCAACAGAUUCUCUCACACAAACUUCGAUACCGGGGGCAGAAUAUCUCCUCUUAUUGCAGCAGCGACAGAAGGCGACAUUCGCCUCGUUGAACUCUUAUUAGCUAUGGGUGCGGACGUCAAUGCUGCUUUUGAAAUAACUGCUCUCGAAAUGGCGAUUUCUAGGGGACACCUGGAAAUAAUCGAAGUCUUGUUGAGUGCCGGAGCAUUCCCCAACACUGUAUCCGCCCAUGGCACGGUUCUUGAUGGUCCCGUUAUAGGGGAUGACGUCGAGCUGGUUAAGAUACUACUUUCUCGCGGGGUAAAUGUCAACCAAUACUUUCCUCAAGACAGUAGCUCGGACGUUGCGUGGGUUUCCAAUGCACUCCCGCUCACUGCGAUAAGUGGAAACCUGGUUAUGGCCCAACUCCUGUUAGAUGCCGGCGCUGCUGUCGAUGCCAGCUUGAUGGAUUACAAAGAGGUUACAUACAAGGACCCGGACGAUGAGCUUGGAAGAACAGCACUCUUGAGUGCUAUUGGGGAGGGCGAGGACGAACUGACUGCCCUGCUUCUACGGGCUGGCGCAAAUGUGAAUGCGAGGCCUCAACCCUUCGGGGGACGGACUGCGCUUCAGGCGGCGGCCAAACGCGGCAACAUGGAACUCGUUCAAACGUUAUUGGAUAUGGGAGCAAAAGUCAAUGACCCAGCCCACGCCGAUAGUGGGAGAACCGCACUCCAAGCAGCAUCCAUCGAAGGCCACAUCGACCUCGUACGAUUUCUUUUGGAAGUCGGCGCAGACCCCAACGCCGCCGGCGCGGAAUCACGUGGGGUCACAGCACUUCAAGGUGCUGCUAUUCAGGGACACCUCGGAAUAGCACUCAUACUGAUCGAAGCCGACGCUGACCCGAACGCGCCGUCGGCAAAGUUUCACGGAAGAACGGCCCUCGAGGGUGCGGCAGAAAACGGACGUCUGGACAUGCUGCAGCUUCUGCUUAACGCCGGUGCCGACAUCGGAGGGAACUAUCCCGAAAGGGCAAGGGAUCUUGCUCUGAAGAAUGGCCAUGCCGUCGUCGCUAAGGUGCUGGAGAAAUUCUGUUGAGUGGAGCUACUCGUCUGUAGUGGGCGAGAUUGCGGGUUUUGGGAGUCUUCGAGAGAGAGUUGCAGUCAUGUCAGGGUAUCGGUUUUGUUUUUGUUUUUUGAGAUACGAUUGCAGGUUUUGGUUAUCGCUGGCCGGAUUCUCGGAAGGGCAGUUGCGGCAAUGUCAGGGUACCGGUUUUUGGUGUUUGAUUUUUUGGGAUCACAUUGCAGGUUUUGGUUGGAGGGCGAAGCAGAAUCGCGGGCUCGGGUCUUGGAGGAGGUUUACGGUCAUGUAAAGGCAUUGGAAUUGGGUUCUCGUUUUAUUACCGGGUGGAAGCUAGACUGUUGGUGAAUGUUAUUUGAAAUUUUGUAGCCGUCCGUGAGGAUUCCUGCGCAUAAUCUGGACUUCUGAGGACUGGAAAG